Molecule: messenger RNA, 3342 nt
Organism: Mugil cephalus (flathead mullet)
Lineage: Eukaryota; Metazoa; Chordata; Actinopteri; Mugiliformes; Mugilidae
Product: alpha-1A adrenergic receptor-like
Exons: 5
Coding region: 353-1663 (436 amino acids)
Biological process (GO): phospholipase C-activating G protein-coupled receptor signaling pathway; adenylate cyclase-activating adrenergic receptor signaling pathway; cell-cell signaling
Cellular component (GO): membrane
Molecular function (GO): alpha1-adrenergic receptor activity
Source: RefSeq, a predicted model, not a curated record
UUUCAUUAUUCGUGUGUUCACACCGAGAGAGAGAGGGAUGAUAUAUAGGAGGAGAGACAGGGGGAGAGAGGAGUGGGUGUUUCUUGACCACCGUGAGAGAAAGAAGCUGCACUUCACCGUCGGAACUUUCCCACAUUAAACCCGUGGACCAUAAAAGGACAGAGACGCGACCUAAGCCCGAGGAGGAGCUCCAGUGGCCGGCAAGAGCCCGUCACAGGCUCCGUGGACGGAGAACCGAGCCGAGUGGACCCGAACCGAGCCGGAGGGACCCGAGUCUCCACCUGCUCCGGGUGUCCACAGUUUAGAUGACGAGCAGCUUCAUCAUCCUCACCAGAAGAUCCAGAGAGCUGCUAUGGAUCCAGCCAUGACUCUGAUGUGGACUAAUCGCUCCUCCGUGGACCUCCAGCCGGACUCCAACUCCUCCUCCGCCCGCUCCGCCCCGCUGGAUCUGGCCCGGGCGGUUCCGGUGGGUCUGGUCCUCGCCUCCUUCAUCUUGUUCGCAAUCGUGGGCAACAUCCUGGUGAUCCUGGCGGUGGUUUGUAACCGACACCUGCGGGUCCCGACCAACUACUUCAUCAUCAACCUGGCCAUUGCCGACCUGCUGCUGGGCACCACCGUGCUGCCGGUGUCCGCCACCCUGGAGGUCCUGGACUACUGGGUGUUUGGUCGGAUCUUCUGUGACAUCUGGGCGGCGGUGGACGUGCUGUGCUGCACGGCAUCCAUCAUGUCUCUGUGCGUCAUCUCCAUUGACCGCUACAUCGGCGUCCGCUACCCGCUGCAGUAUCCCGCCAUCGUCACCGAGCGGCGGGCGCUGCUCGCCAUGCUGGCCGUCUGGAUCCUCUCCAUCGUCAUCUCCAUCGGGCCGCUGCUCGGCUGGAAGCAAGCGCCCUCUCAGGACGAUACGGUGUGUCUGAUCACCGAGGAGCCCUUCUACGCCCUCUUCUCGUCGCUGGGCUCCUUCUACAUCCCUCUGGCCGUCAUCCUGGCCAUGUAUUGCCGAGUCUACGUCGUGGCCAAGCGCACCACCAGGAACCUGGAGGCCGGUGUGAUGAGGGAGCGGCAGCAGGACUCCAACGAGCUCACGCUGAGGAUCCACUGCAGGAACCAGCAGGUCCACGAGCUGAGCCCCGUCUCCAACGCCGCGGGGGGCGGAGCGUCACGCAGCGCACUCGCCGUCAAACUGCUCAAGUUCUCCAGAGAGAAGAAGGCGGCCAAGACCCUGGGGGUGGUGGUCGGCAUGUUCAUCCUCUGCUGGCUGCCCUUCUUCCUGGCUCUGCCCAUCGGCUCAUUCAACAGCAGCCUUCGUCCUCCUGAAACCUUCUUCAAAGUCAUCUUCUGGCUGGGCUACUUCAACAGCUGCCUCAACCCCAUCAUCUACCCCUGCUACAGCCGCGAGUUCAAACAGGCGUUUCUGAGGAUCCUGCGUUGUCACUGGAGGAGGAAGCGUCAGGGUUUGCAGGCGUGCUACAACUACAACCACCACCAGAGCUCCUCCUCCUUCCUGACCUCCAGCCAACAGACGCUGUCCUCCAUCACACCGAGCCCCCGCUGCGCCGCCUCCAGGCUGCGCCCACACCGGGAGCUCCUCCCCGGCACGCCAUCGAGGGGACGACUGAGCCCGUCCCCACUCGCUAAGGAUUCCGGGAGCAGAGAAGUCGUCUGAGCAGGACGGCGACUAGUAGUCUGAUUAGUCUGAGAGUCUGAUUCGUAGUCGACGCAAGAAACGCACUUCCUUUCAUUUACCCCUUUUACACCAAACAGGUUCCAGGUCUGGUUCCAGGUCUGGUUCCAGGUCUGGUUCGGAGCCAGAGCCCGACUUAGCACCAGUUCUCUAUGUCUGUGAAGGUUCUCAGUUCUUUUUUGAUCACGAGUUCUUUAUUUUUCCGCCACCUACGCACCGGCCAAACCAGUUCCAGACCGAUUCCAAACUGGUUCCACACUGGUUCAAAAUUGGUUCUAAACUGGUUCCAAACAGGUUACCAGUCCCAGUUUGGACCUGGGCUAAAGGGCCCGGAGCUAAGAACCUGGGCUGGGUUAGCAACCGGAACAGCGAAAGCUAUAAACUACCAUUUUAAAACAACAACCAGCAAGUUGCAUUGAAAAGCAAAGAGAAAACGCAACACACCUGUCACACGACAGGGGGCAGCAGAGUCACCAGUGAUGUCGCAAAAUGGCUACGCGAUAAGAGACGGUGGUGUGACCGUCCUCUUACCUAUAGUAGAGACCAGGAUGAGUUUAUGUCUCUGUGAAGCCUGGACGAGGAGACAUUUAACGUGUCAUUUAACUUUCCAGUGUAGGGAAAGUUCUUCAUGUUUCAAACAGUCUUCUUCUCUUGUAUAAUAAUGUGGUUAAUAUUAGGUGCAUUACGUGCACUAGCGCCUCCCAUGGGGACGAAUGGUGAUACACGUUUCACUGUGUCGCGUAUCAAAAAAUCUGUCGACACAUUUUGAGUCGCAGGCACGUGUCGUCGUCAUGGCAGCCGACGCAUGACGAUACGUUUGCGUUAGCGUUAGUGUCGACUAUGAAUCAGCACUAACACACCUGCUACCUCAUGUGCCCCCCUCCUUCCAACACUCACCUGACAGGAAGUCCCCUCAGGUAAUGACUGUGGCUGUCAAGUGGCCCCGCCUCCUCCUCACACACACACACCUAAAACAUUUAUAGAUUUUAAAUAUUGAUCCUAGAAGAAUUUGAUGUAUUUUGUUUGUCGUGUUCAACAUUAACAGGAAGUAAUAAUUUAUAUAAUGAUCUAAUGUAUAGUGAUGAUGCUGAUGAUUUGUGCUAUGCCAAGCUAACACCGCCUCUUUCCCAUCCUUGUGCUCAGAUAUGCUAACACCCGCUUCCAGAUUAUGCUAAGCUAAGCUAACAUCCCUUUCUUCCAGUCUUUGCAUUAAGCUAAGCUAAGCUAAUACGUCCUGAUCCCACAGCUAAGCUAAUACAUCCUGAUCCCUGUCCUUAUGCUAAGCUAAGCUAAUAUGUCCUGAUCCCAGUCUUUGUGCUAAACUAAGCUAAGCUAAUAUGUCAUGAUCCCGUCCUGCUUCCAGUCUUUGUGCUAAGCUAAUCUUAGCCCUCUAGUCUGAUUUUUCAAUGCUGAUCAUUUACUUCGAUGGCUUUCCCUAUCGUUGGUCCAGUAUUGGUUCUUGAAUGCGUCUUUAAUGGCAGAUAAUUUAUAUAUAUUGUUAUAAAACAGUCUCGUUUGCUACCACUGCUUCAUAUAUGAACUGUUCUCUAUCAAUAAAUGAAUCAGUAACUUCGACCUUUGACCUGUUUCUAUUGACAUCUUCUCAGUUGGCUUUGUUACUGCAGUGACUCCUUCUCAGUUCAAAAUCUGUGUCUCAGCUA